Messenger RNA from Hordeum vulgare subsp. vulgare (domesticated barley), 3024 nucleotides. RefSeq names its product respiratory burst oxidase homolog protein B-like. Lineage: Eukaryota; Viridiplantae; Streptophyta; Magnoliopsida; Poales; Poaceae. The transcript has 10 exons. Gene Ontology annotation, cellular component: plasma membrane. The coding region runs from base 1 to 2808 and encodes 935 amino acids. Gene Ontology annotation, molecular function: NAD(P)H oxidase H2O2-forming activity; peroxidase activity; calcium ion binding. The record is from RefSeq and is a predicted model, not a curated record.
AUGCCUAACCGGGUGGGCGCCGACUCCGGGGGCGGCGGUGGGGUGGGGGAUCCCGUGGAGGCCAGCGGCGGCGUGCACGAGAGAGCCCCGCGGCCGGGAAAGAGCGCGCGGUUCGCGGACCCCGUGUCCGCGCCGCGCGGGGGCGGGGGCGGCAACGACGACGUGGAGAUCACGCUCGACGUGCGGGAGGACUCGGUGGUGGUGCGAAGCGUGAAGCCGGUGGCAGCGGGCGGCGGCGAGGACUCGGGGGUGACGCCGGAGAAUCGUUCGUCCUCCUCGUACGGCCAUGGCGUGCUCCGGAUCGCCUCGACGCGGGACAAGCAAGUGUCUCGGGAGCUCCGGCCGGUCGCGUCCUUCCGCCGCCGGGGAGGCGGCCCUAGCCGCAUCGACAGGUUCAAGCCCGUCGCCACGCACGCGCUCGAGGGCCUCAAGUUCAUCAGCGGGACUGACGGCGCCGCCGGGUGGACGGCCGCCGAGAGCUUCUUCGACAAAAAAGCCAAGAAUGGACGCCUCCCCCGCUCCAAGUUCGGCGGGUGCAUCGGUAUGAAAGAGGCCGCGUUCGCCGGCGAGUUGUUCGACGCGCUGGCAAGGCGGCGGAACAUCGCCGGAGACAGCAUCAACAAGGCGGAGCUGCGCGAGUUCUGGGAUCAAAUUUCAGACACCAGCUUCGACAGCCGCCUGCAGACCUUCCUCGACAUGGUGGACAAGGACGCCGACGGGAAGAUCAGCGAGCAGGAAGUCAAACAGAUCAUCACGCUGAGCGUGUCAGCAAACAAGCUAACGAUGGCCCCGCACCAAUGCGAGGAGUAUGCCCGGCUCAUCAUGGAGGCAUUGGACCCCCAUGGCCUCCGCUACAUCGAGUUAUACAACCUAAAGAUGUUGCUGCUAGAGGCACCAGGCGAGUCGACAACCAACAAUCGUAAGCUCAACAAGCUGUUGAGCGAGCGUCUCCGGCCGACGGUGGAUCCCAGCCUCGUCUGGCGGUUGUAUCGGCAUGCCAAGUGCUUUCUGGAGGACAACUGGCGGCGUUGUUGGGUGAUGCUUUUGUGGCUCUCCAUUUGUGUGGGUCUCUUUGCUUGGAAAUUCGUUCAGUACCGUCAUCACGAUGUGUUCGGAGUGAUGGGCUACUGUGUGUGUGUGGCUAAGGGCGGCGCUGAGACGCUCAAGUUCAACAUGGCGCUCACCCUCCUUCCCGUGUGUCGCAACACCAUCACGUGGCUUCGGAGCCACACUGGCGCGGGACGGUAUGUGCCCUUCAACGACAACCUUAGCUUCCACAAGGCGAUCGCCGUGGGAAUCACCGUUGGCGUCGGACUACAUGCCAUCUCUCACCUGGCGUGCGACUUCCCGCGGCUGCUGCACGUCAUGGAUGAUGAAUACGGGCCCAUGAAGCCGUUCUUUGGGGACAACAAGCCACCCAACUACUGGUGGUUCGUGAGGGGCACAGAGGGGUGGACGGGGCUUGUGAUGCUUGUGCUCAUGGUCGUCGCUUUCACGUUCGCCACCGGACCGCUCCGCAAGGGCAAGCUCCAGCUUCCCAAGGUCAAGCGGCUCGAGAGCCUCGACAGCCACCCGAAGCCCAUAGAGCUCGACCGCCUUGCCAUGCUCAUCAACACUUCCCGCAGCCGCCUCACUUGGUUGGUCAACACCUCGCUCAAAUGCUUCACUGGGUACAACGCCUUCUGGUACACACACCACCUCUUCCUCAUCGUCUACGCGUUCCUCAUCGUCCACGGACACUUUCUCUACCUCACCAAGAAGUGGCAAAAGAAAUCGACGUGGAUGUACCUGGCGGUGCCGAUGGUGGUGUACGCGAGCGAGCGGCUGACCCGGGCGCUGCGGUCGAGCGUGCGAUCGGUGAAGAAGAUGAAGGUGGCCGUGCACCCGCACCCCGCCACCCUGCUGUCGCUGCACUUGUCCAAGCCGCAGGGGUUCCGGUACAAGAGCGGGCAGUACAUCUUCGUCAAGUGCCCCGACGUCUCGCCAUCCCAGUGGCACCCGUUCUCCAUCACGUCGGCGCCGGAGGACGACCACGUCAGCGUCCACAUCAAGGCGGCCGGCGACUGGACCAACCAGCUCAGGAACGCCUUCUUGAAGGUUUGCUCGACGCCGACCGAGGGGAAGACCGAGAUUCUUCGGGCAGAGUACAGCCGCGACGACGUCAAUUCCAACCCAAGCUUCCCGAAGGUGCUGAUCGACGGGCCGUACGGCGCGCCGGCGCAGGACUACAAGGAGUACGACAUCGUGCUGCUGGUGGGGCUCGGCAUCGGUGCGACGCCCAUGAUCUCGAUCAUCAAGGACAUCAUCAACAACGCGAAGCGGCUCGGCGGGGUCGACGUCGAGUCCGGCAACGGCAACGGCAACGGCAACGGCAACGCGAGCACGUUCCGGACCCGUCGAGCCUACUUCUACUGGGUCACCCGAGAGCAGGGCUCCUUGGAGUGGUUCCGUGGAGUCAUGGACGAGGUGGCGGAGGCGGACGAGAAGCGCAUCAUCGAGCUCCACAACCACUGCACCAGCGUCUACGGGAAGGGGGACGCCCGGUCGGCGCUCAUCGCUAUGCUCCAGUCCCUCUACUACGCCAAGAACGGCGUCGACGUCGUCUCCGGCAGUAGCCGCGUCAUGACCCACUUCGGCCGGCCGGACUGGGACCAAGUCUACCGACGCAUCGCCGACGAGAACGAGGGGAAACGCGUCGGAGUCUUCUAUUGCGGUGAGCCUGUACUGACGAAUAAACUGCGAAGGCUGGCGAAGGAUUUCUCAAGAAACACAACCACAAAAUUCAAAUUCCACAGUGAAAAUUUCUAGUGUUGUUACCCAUCUAGCCAGAAUAAAUUUCUCCUUUUUGCAAAACAGUGUUAACUCCGAGUAUUUCUGUUUCGAUUCACCCCCCCUCCCCCCCUAUAAAUACAUCGACGACCGGUACAUCACACCCUUUCGUAAUAAAGGGCAGAAUGAUCUUUUUCAAAAGUAUGUCACCCACGUCGAUACGCGGGACCUUGAGACCUUGCACUUAAGGUGUGC